Messenger RNA from Paramormyrops kingsleyae, 2857 nucleotides. RefSeq names its product profilin 2a (gene pfn2a). Gene Ontology annotation, molecular function: actin binding. Gene Ontology annotation, cellular component: cytoplasm. Lineage: Eukaryota; Metazoa; Chordata; Actinopteri; Osteoglossiformes; Mormyridae. The record is from RefSeq and is a predicted model, not a curated record. Gene Ontology annotation, biological process: actin cytoskeleton organization; regulation of actin filament polymerization; positive regulation of actin filament bundle assembly.
GUAUGUAUGAGCGCGUGAACCGCACCACGGCCGCGCGGAGUGAUUCGGCUGGGGCUACAUCCAGGCGCUGCCCCAUCACUUCGGCUUUCUUUCGCUGCUCAGGCUAAGAUUUAACCGGGGGUCGCGCUAUAGCCGUGGCUGCACAUAGAAACACUAUAGUUAAGUCCGUUUAGCUAAGCUAUAUUUACAUCGUCCGCAGCACUACAACCCAGUAAUCUUAAUUUGAGGUUUUUAAAUAGAAAUUUGUAAAUUAAGAAAAAAAACGUAAAUAUGUCCUGGCAAGGCUACGUGGAUAACCUGAUGGCCGACGGCAGCUGCCAGGAUUCCGCCAUUGUUGGGUACACUGACGCCAAAUACGUCUGGGCAGCACAAUCCGGCGGUACUUUUAACAAUAUAACGCCUCAAGAAAUUGAUGUCAUAGUAGGAAAAGACCGUGAAGGUUUCUUCACCAGCGGUUUGACCCUUGGUCAGAAGAAGUGCUCCGUGAUCAGAGACAGCCUUCUAAUUGAUGGAGAUUGGACGAUGGACAUCAGGACAAAGAGUCAAACUGGAGAGCCAACAUACAAUGUUUCUGUAGGCAGAGCUGGCAGAGUCUUGGUUCUUGUAAUGGGCAAAGAAGGGGUCCACGGAGGCGGAUUGAAUAAGAAGGCAUACUCAAUGGCAAAAUACUUGAGGGAUUCAGGGUUCUAGUUUAGUCUGAUUUGAGUAGAUAUAGGGACAAAAAGAAGAAAAGAUUGCUGUUAAGAUUUCCCCUUCAAGCAGUUAACGUCUUGGAAAAAUUAAUAGCAAUGAAGGGGUGAUGGGGGUAAGAUCUCAUGUCACCUUUUUAAUCCCUGUGUUAGUGGGGAAAGACUUGUUUUUAUUUUCAGUUUUGAUCAUUUUUUUUCUUUUUUUUUGUUUUCUGUUCCCUUGUGUACUCCAGCGUUGGUUUUAGUCAUGGGAAAGCAAGGUGUCCAUGGUGGGCAACUCAACAAGAAAGCAUUUCACAUGGCUGAGUACCUGAGGAAGUCUGGAUAUUAAGCUGCCUCUCCCCUUCCCCCAUCCAUCUAGCGACGCAUUAUCAUCCACCUAUUGUGUUGACAGUACUACCAGACAUAGUUGGUAGAUGCUUGUUUUUUCUCCUCUUCAGCGACACCCCCCCCCUCCCCCCCCCUCAUCCUUUCCUCCCUUGUGUCCACCUUCAUUGAUACGCAUUAACACUGCCUACUCAACUCCAUUUUUCUGGCACUACUGUUGCACCGUGGUAAAAUAAGCAUGUUGUUGUGACAUUGCAAAAUAAAAAGGGUUGGAAAAAAAAAAUUGAAAAAUUUGGGGAAACUGAGAAAAAAAAAAUCUGAUUAAAUACCAGUUUGGGCGCUUUCUUAGGUAAACAUAGACCUGACAAGGGAAGGUGCUGGUAGUACAAUCUUAAACUGAUCAAUCCCUUUUGAGCGAUUACCAAGCUCAUAUAGUCUUCCUUUUCUAGAACUUGUCUGGGAGGGAAAACUGCAUGCAUAUGUUUGCUUUCUGAAGUUUUUUUUCCCCAUUCCUUUGACACCCCAUCACACACACACUACUUCUGCCAUCUCCUGAGCUGAAAUCUGUAUCAUUGCAGUGUUUUCCUGCCUGUUAGCAACACUCCAUCAUAAACUUUACUACAAUAACCCCCCCCAUACAUACAAACACUACUUCUACCAUCUCCUGAGCUGAAAUUUCUGUCAUUUCAGCGUUUUCCUGCCUGUUUGCAACACUCCAUCAGAUGCUUUACUUCAGUAACACCCCCACUCCCCACCACACACAUACAGACACACCCAGAGUUGCAGUAGUCUGCAUGGGAUGCUUCUGCUGAUGAACAUUGUCUUAGUUACUUGUCAGGUUGCCACGUUAUUCAGAGUGUAACGGCAAACCAGCAUUGCUGUGAUGCAGGUGUUUUACUCCCCGUGACCUUUUCUUUACAUCCCUGACUACAUCUCCAUGGACAUUCCACCGUUAUAAUAGCUCAGGCACUUAACCUUUGUUUGCCAGCUUCUGUAAUAUAAACUUUUUUUUUAUGUUGAAAGGCUGCCAUUUUGGACAAUUGAUGUAUCCCAACACAGCCAUCUGGAGUGUGUCCAGUUUGAAUUUUUUUCAUAGGACCAAUUUUAUUUGCAGCUUGUGGGAUUUACAGAAUUACUCUAAGUGUAAAGGAUGACUACUAGUUUCAUCUGUUUUGCUGUCUACAGAACUCUAACUUUUAAUACUCUAAUCAAAAGACAGUAAUGGAUACUACAAUUUGAGUAAAACAGAUGGAAUAACAGUCUCCUUAUUUGUCAGCAAGUGUUGGAAAAAAUGUUUGAAAUGAAUUGCAUUUUGUUCUGUAAGCCCACACUGUGGAGAACAAAACUGUGGAAGAAAUUGCCUUGUGCUCUAGUCAUCUACUAAGAUGUGGAAUCAGUCUGUCAAAGUGCAGUACUAAAUGUUUAUGUCCAAUAAAAAGGAAAACGCCCAGAAUAGUAUAACUGUGUACACUUAAUGGGAGAUGGUAUUGGUUGGAAUAAGAACACUUGGUUGUCUUGUGGGAACUUACUACACAAUCUGUCUUGUGCCAUAAUGUAGAGAGGUGAUCUGUUGCUAUUGUGAGAUGGAUUUAAACUGCUGUCCAGCAAGGAGUCAUUUGAAUAAGACUUCCUUAGGGGGUAAUUUGGCAUAAGCUGAACAUUUUCAGGCCUUGUGGAAUAUGUACAGAUUAAAACAAAACUUGUUGUUGAUUUAUGUUCUUUCCCUACACUUUCUUACAUCUUGGAUAGUCUAACUCGUCUGAUUCAAUAUGCAUUAAAAUGCCAUAAAUUGAUGACACCUUGUUUACAGACAGAUCAAAUAAAUUUAUUCCAGCCAGAUA